GAGAGGGUGGGGCAGAGCAGGAAAAACAAAACGCUCUCCCACACCCCAGGCAGAGGGUGAGGUCUCUGCAUUCCUGCAGCGCUGGAGCAAUUUCACGUUCGCGGGACAGGCCGCCAUCACAGGGACCCUCGCGGGACACCCCAGCUGUUCUCUCUGGGGGAGGAGUGCUCGGAAACCACUGGAUACUAGUAUCACAGCGGAGCUCAUAGUUGGGACGAGUAAUGAUGGCGUCAGCAGGUGAGCUGGAGCACAAGGGGUCGGACCUGAUGUCACUGAAGCCAGAGUCCUGGACUCAGGUUAGCUGUCCCUGUUGCCAUAGUGACCAGGUGGAGCCCCUGGUUCUGAUCAAGCUGGGUCCAAAAAUCACGCCUGCCACUAAGAAGUGGAUAAUCUCCCGGAUCGAGGCCCGAGAGACAGAAGGAGGGGCACAUCUGCUCGCCCACCCUGGGGAAGACAGCGAUGGGGACAUUAUCUUGGUUGCAGCUCCACGCUGCACUCUCCUGCGCGUCACGGAGGAACUGGGCCUCUGCAAGCCCUACGACGAUGGCAGCAUGGCUGCCUUUUCCUGCCACGACCGUGACAGCUUCAAGAAUGUUGAUAACAUGCAGGAGUUCUUGACAGCGGCAGAGCGGCAGUACAUUGUGAAGUAUGAACUGGAUUCUCUGCACGUUCGGAAAGACCAGCACGUUCCAGGAAUGCCACUGUCCAAGGGACUUCUACGGGCCAGAGAGAGCAUCUUUCAGAAGUUGCAGAAGAUGGGGGUAGUGCGGUCCAUCUUCCCUCUCCAUGAAAAAAGGAGCCUGGAUGACUUAGCAAAGAACUGGUACACCAAGAAGCAACUCUGGGGCCAGCCUCUAGAUUCUAUCAAUGCAUACUUUGGUGGUCCAGUGGCAUUCUACUUCAGCUUCCUGGACUUCUACACCUGGUCCCUGGUGCUUCCUGCCUUCCUGGGCUUGGUCCUGGCAUUUCUGCCUGGAGGCGAGCCUGUGGGUGGGGCUGAGGCGAAGCAGGAGGCGGAGGAGGACGAGGAGGGGCCCUCAGUUCGAGGCCUCGCAGUGCAGGCGGUGUUCAGCAUGCUGUGGUCCACGGUGGUCAUGGAGCUGUGGAAACGGCGGAGCUCCUCCCUCUCCUACUACUGGGGGACCCUGCAACUGACAGAGCGCUUCGCCGAGCCCCGGCCCGGUUUCCACGGCACCAUGGGCUACAGCCCAAUCACGGGCCGGCUGGAGCCCCUCUUCUCGGAGUGGCACCGGAAGCUAAGAAUAGGGCUGGUCUCCGUCCCUGUGGUGGGUCUCUUCCUGGGGAUGGUGGUUCUGGGCAUUGCCGGGUUCUACUCCGGUGAGGCGCUGGUGCAGGGCCUCCACGCCGAACGCGGCUCCAUACUGACGGCCGGCCUCCUCUACGUGCCCUCCCUCGUUCACAUCCUGUACGUCAACGUGCUGGGAAGCGUCUACAGCAAAGUGGCGCUGCUGCUGACCGAGUAUGAGAACCACAGAGAGGAGUCCGCCUUCCAGAAUCACCACACCGCCAAGACCCUUUUGUUCACUUUCUUCAACUACUUUGCCAUAUUGUUCCACAUCGCCUUCUUCAAGCAGCGACUUGCACACAUUUGUCGAUCAGGCAGGCUGUCCUCUCUGCUGAUUGUGACCCAGGUGAUUGGCCAGUGCACAGAGGUUCUGGUUCCGUACCUGGUAGACCGCUUCAUCAGCUCUUCGGAUAAGAACCUGCAGGAAGAUGACCCAGAGGUGGACCGCAUAAGAGUGCAGAUCGGUCUGCCUCCAUUCCCUGGCCUGUUUUCUGAGUACAUUGAGCUCCUCGUGCAGUAUGGGUACCUGAGUCUUUUUUCGUGCGUGUACCCCCUCACUGCCGUCUUCCUGCUCAUCAACAAUGUUACUGAGAUCCGCACUGAUGCCUUCAAGAUCUGCAGACUCUUCCAGAAGCCCUUCUAUGCCCCUGUCUCCAGCAUGGGGGUGUGGCAGGCUGCAUUUGAGAUUCUGGGCUUUGUCUCAGUCAUGUCCAAUUGCUGGCUACUUCUGCUGUCUCCACGAGUCAAACACUUCUGCCUUGAGGGUGGCUUCAGCAGUCGAAAUGCCCUGCUCUUUGCCAUCCUGGUGGAGCACGUCCUGAUCCUGAUAAAGAUGAUUCUGGCCUUUGUGAUCCCGGACGAGCCAGACUGGGUCAGAAGAAAAAGGGAUGAGAUUGAGUUCCGCUCCCUGCAUGCCCUCAAUGAACUGAAGCCGUGAUGGCACCAAGAUCGGAUGUGCCCUCGGGAAUGCACCCUGACCCAGCACCAAAAUGAAUCGGGUAGGCGCAGGGAGGAGUAGAAGGGAAGUUUGAAGUUAUACAGGCAACGCCAGUCGAGGCUCUGUAACCUGGAUUCCAACACAUCGCCCUCUGGAGGACACAUUAUGUCACUGCCUGGGAGGACCAGAAUUUCCAAAUGAGAGAAAACAUUCCUGAAGCAAGACGUCCUGCUCAGAGGAACCUCUGAUAGGAGAAAUAAAUAAUUUAUUCCGUUUUAUCUUCAGUUUCUUUCAGCUGAAAUUCUAAAAUUGCACACAAAUUUUAGACUUACACAAAUGGUGUAUAAAUGCGUAGAAUAAGAAGCAAGUACAAUCUAACUGUAUAUGCAUCGAAUAUGGUAUUUAUUGCUUCAGGAAAUGCCACUGCUGUGACCUGAUCCUGUCAGUACAGCACAGAUCAGGGCACCAUUUAAGGCAGCGUGUUUACAGCUGAAAGUAUUGUCACCGCAAAUGUCUGUCACUAGGGCUGAACCACAGGUACUAAGACAUCCAGGGCCAGUUUCACAGACACGGAUUGAGCCUAGUCCUAGAUUAAAUUCAACUUUGAAUUGGGAUUCUCCAUACAAAACUCAAUUUAGUCCGGGACUAAGCUUAAUCUGUGCCUGUGAAACCGACCCCAAAUGUUUUUUGCCAAGCGCACUUAUUUGAGAUGACCGAUUAAACCAUGUGGUUGAAUCUUGUACUUUUUUUUGUAUGGUACUCCUAAGGCCUGUAGUCAUGGGUCCAUAUACGUAACAGCUGCAAACUUACAUAAAUGUGCUGAACUACUGGAUUUGGUAUAUUCUCUCUGUCUGUAUUCUCUCUACAUGGCGCUGUCUCUCUAAAACAGCCCCAUGCACACAUACAUACACUUUAUGGUUGAAACAAUUAAAUAAAUGUUAAAGUAAAAUA
This is a messenger RNA of Anguilla rostrata (American eel), 3194 nucleotides long. It is a transcript of the gene ano10b, whose product is annotated as anoctamin 10b. Lineage: Eukaryota; Metazoa; Chordata; Actinopteri; Anguilliformes; Anguillidae. The transcript is spliced from 13 exons. The record is from RefSeq and is a predicted model, not a curated record. Bases 222 to 2243 code for a protein of 673 amino acids.